AUGCUAAAAAAUCCGUGCAAGACCGAAGUUAGCGUACCUGGUAUGGCUCUCAGAGGAUUCGUCUUUAAAAAGGUCCCAGUAACAGCUCCUCAUGUGUGCGAUAUCACCUGCGAGAGGGAAACGAUAUGUCAAAGCUACAAUUAUGUAAUUGGGGAAAAGUCCUGUGAACUUAACACCCGGACCAAGGAAGCAAGGCCCGAGAAUUUCCAGCCAGACGAUUUACGCUUUUACAUGGGACGCAUUAGUGGUAGAAGUAUGUAUCCGGUUUAGUUUAUUUUACAUACAAAUCUUUCUCAGUGAGUUCCUAGUAAGACCUCGCUACUUUCCGAGAGCUAGUGUCCGAUUGCUUUGUUAUUAAAUAGGGUCAGUGUCUUAAAGCAAAAUUCGCCUUCCAUAGUACAUUGAUAUCAGCUAAACUUCUCAGCUCUUAAUCAUUGUUAUUCCAUGUUUAGCCCAGAGAAAUAUAUUUUCAGAUCUAAUCUGUUUUGCAACUUCUAUUACCCUUAAACCAUUAAUGAAGUCAUGUCUAUAUUUUAGCCCCCUUAGGAUCUAUUCCUGAAUUACCAGCGCUGUCGUGCCAAGAGAUAAAAUUAAGUGAAGGUAAAGACAGCAUCAGUAAAAUUACUGGUUGGAUCCAAUUAAUGUCAGGGAGCUCAAAGUUGGUUUACUGCGACAUGAUUUUGGAAGGUAAGUCAAUAUACCAAGAACAGAAUUUACACAACGUUUGGUCUACCUUUGCCCUGGCCUUUUGUGAAAUGUUUUCACCUUGUCUCAGUGAUUUCUUCGAUUAAUUUUCAAAUAGACAUCGAUGAAUGUAAAGGCAGCAAUAAAGUUUGUGACAAAAAUGCAAACUGCUCCAAUACUGUUGGGUUUUAUAAUUGCACCUGCAAAGAAGGAUUUACUGGGGAUGGACGCUCGUGCUCA
Molecule: messenger RNA, 924 nt
Organism: Pocillopora meandrina
Lineage: Eukaryota; Metazoa; Cnidaria; Anthozoa; Scleractinia; Pocilloporidae
Source: the annotation of a GenBank genome assembly